Molecule: messenger RNA, 1483 nt
Organism: Arabidopsis thaliana (thale cress)
Lineage: Eukaryota; Viridiplantae; Streptophyta; Magnoliopsida; Brassicales; Brassicaceae
Product: proline-rich family protein
Exons: 2
Coding region: 466-846 (126 amino acids)
Source: RefSeq, marked reviewed
CAAUUUCGUUUCGACAUAUUUCGCGAUUCGUCUAAGCUUGGUGUAUGCAAUUUGAUUGGGUUUACUGGAGAUUGAUCUGUGACCUAAUCAAUGAGUGAUAACAUUGCUGGUUCAUCUGAUUUCUCAUCUGGUGUGUCUGCUCGAUUCCCUGAAGAAAGUUUGAAACUCAGGCUUGGUUUGUGCAGUUUGAUUGAUUUAUCUCAUUACUUGACUCUGGUGUACUUGAUUCUUUGAUGAAAGCUUGAAGUUAAUGUUUGGUUUGUGCAAUAUGAUUGGGAUUAACUGCAUUUGAUCUCUGACCAAAAUCAGUGAUUAAUUACAUUGCUUGGUUAUCUCAUUACUUGAGUUUGGUGUUCCUGCAUGAUCCCCUGAGCUUGAAGUUCAUGCUUGGUUUGUCCAAUUGUGACCUAAAUUGAUGUUUUCUUGUGGUAUCUUUUCGUAGGUUUUGUUACUGAUUGAGAAAACAUGGGAGGUGACAAUGAUAAUGACAAAGACAAAGGGUUUCAUGGGUAUCCUCCCGCUGGAUACCCACCCCCUGGGGCUUAUCCACCCGCUGGAUACCCACAACAAGGUUACCCUCCACCACCCGGUGCUUACCCGCCUGCAGGUUAUCCUCCGGGUGCCUACCCACCUGCUCCUGGUGGUUAUCCUCCCGCCCCUGGUUAUGGUGGUUAUCCUCCAGCUCCUGGUUAUGGAGGUUAUCCUCCUGCACCUGGUCAUGGUGGUUACCCUCCUGCUGGCUAUCCUGCUCAUCACUCAGGUACUGUGUUUCUUUUGCUAAUGGUUUUUUUCUCCCAUGUAGUUUGCCAGUUAAGUGUUGUAAUGGUCACUGUACAAACAAGUUAAAAUAGGAGAAGUUGUUUAUAUGUUGUUUUGUGAUUGUCUGUAUGUUCAUUGCUAAAAUCUGAGAUUUAGUAUCAUAUUUGGUGUUAAAUGUCACUUUGGUUUCUUUAUUCAUGCUGUUAUUUAUACUUGUUUCAGGACACGCAGGAGGAAUUGGGGGUAUGAUUGCAGGUGCUGCAGCUGCCUAUGGAGCUCACCACGUAGCUCAUAGCUCUCACGGUCCUUACGGACAUGCUGCAUAUGGUCACGGUUUUGGCCAUGGUCAUGGCUAUGGCUAUGGUCAUGGUCAUGGUAAGUUCAAGCAUGGGAAGCACGGGAAGUUCAAGCAUGGGAAGCAUGGAAUGUUUGGAGGAGGCAAGUUCAAGAAGUGGAAGUGAUCUAGUUAAUACCUUUUGUGAAUCUGUCUGGACUGACCAAUGUUUCAAAUAAGCCCUAAACAUUAUAUAAGUUGACUUUCGUCGGUUAGAUUGCUGGUUCGAGUUGGAAUAAUUGAAACUUAAUUAGUAUCAAAUCUUAUUGUGUACUUUAAAGCUAUCGUUGGCUUUAUAAUGACAGAUUCUGGUUUCGGUGUGUUGUUUUAAGAUUUUUGUAUAUACUGUUUUUUACAUUGCUUAAGCUUAUAGAAGUCAUGAUUAUGAUU